AUGUUAGAUUUGUUGGAGGUGCGAGCUUCGUUGGUUGAGGCUAAUGGGUACCGGCUGCAUGUAAAUCUCAUGGCGUACGUGGACGCCAUUGAGGUCACUAGUGAUGUUAGCUACCACUUAUCGAUAGUAUGCACAAGGUCGUUGACCGCUGUGCAAUCGGCUCUAAAGUUACAUCAGCCGGCCUUGAACGACACGGAACAAUGCUCCGCUUCAGGCUAA
Molecule: messenger RNA, 219 nt
Organism: Danaus chrysippus (African queen)
Lineage: Eukaryota; Metazoa; Arthropoda; Insecta; Lepidoptera; Nymphalidae
Source: the annotation of a GenBank genome assembly